AUGACGUCAACCCCUGGCACCAAGACGCCGCCUCCGCCCUCGCGGCCGUCGUUGCAUGUCCAGAUGCCAUCGUAUUCCGGCCCGAGCAGUGACGAAGCUGACACCACCAAGACCCAGGUCGAUCCAGACCACCUCACCCCAGGGGCAGCCCUUCGGAGCCCGACCGACUCGAGAGAGGCUGCGAACAGGUUACAAGACGACCUGGAGGUCCUCCGUGCUGAGCGCGUGGUCUCAAAUCAGGAGCGCAACCCAAGCCGGCCCAGGUCCGGAAGGAGAAGCCAUGAAGCCCGGGUCGAGGACGCCUUCAACUCGAGCAACUCGCCCACCGCCACUACUGCCAUCGUCCCCCCGAAGACGACUUGGCUCACCAAACUAUGGCUUUCGCUCAAGAGGUUCCCUCGUGUCCUGCGCUACGUUGUCUACGCCAUCCCGCCUGGCAUCAUCAUCCUGAUACCCGUCUUCCUUGAUCUAUUUGCCUACGACCGCAAGGGAGACCCGGUUGGAGGUCGCGGCGGAGUCCAACUUCUUUGGUUUGGUAUCUGGCUUGAGGUCGUUUGGCUCACACUAUGGGCUGGUCGAAUCGGCACGUCUAUCAUGCCCGUGCUCGUGGCCUUUGUUGCCGACACGGUCGGCUCUCCCAACCAUAAGAAGUGGAAGGAUAUUGGGCGGCAACUCGAGUUCCCCACGGCUCUGUUUCUGUGGCUACUGGCCGUCUUGGUUUCGUACCGGCCCAUCUUGGACAACCAUCGCGUGCUCAACGAGCCCAAGGAGGACGACAAGAUCCCUUACAUAGCGUGGAUCGACGUUGUCUACAAGAUCGUCAUUGCCCUAUUCGUCCUUGCGACGCUGAAUCUCGUCGAGAAAAUCUUGAUCAAGUGGAUCGCAACAUCCUUCCAUCUGCGCACCUACUCGCACCGCAUCCGCGAUAACCAAAUGCAGAUCGAGUUCCUCGUCACCCUGUACUCAUACGCCAAGACCCGCCUCGAGGCCCAGGACCCGGUGUGGGAAUCCCCAUCCAGCAGACGAGCUUCUACCGGGAGCCCUUCGCCGCUCAAGAGUCUCCACAACAACGCACGCCAUGUUUGGAGCAAGGUCGGGAGCGCCGCUCACCGCAUAGCCGGCGAUUUUACCGGACGGAGGAGUCUCAAGGGCAACCAUCCCCGCAAGGUCGUGCUGGAACUUCUGCGCAACACUGAGUCUAGCUUCACCCUUGCUCGCGUUUUCUACCGCACCUUUAUCAAGCCGGACAAGUCGACUAUCACGGUUGAAGACCUGUAUCCCGCAUUUUCGGCCCAGGAGGACGCCGAGGCGUGCUUCUCGGUUUUCGACAAGGAUCUCAACGGCGACAUCACGAUGGAGGAGCUCGAAAUGGUGUGCAACGAGAUCCAUCUCGAAAAGAAAGCCAUAGCGGCUUCGCUCAAAGACUUGGACUCGGUCAUCAAGAAGCUGGACGAAGUCUUCAUGUUCAUCAUUGUUGUUAUUGUCAUUAUCGUCUUUAUCAGCAUCAUUUCGAACUCAGCUGCGGCUGCCUUGACUUCGACUGGCACUUUCAUCCUCGGGCUGUCGUGGCUGCUACAGGCGACAGCCCAGGAGUUUCUUCAGUCUAUCAUCUUCGUGUUUGUCAAGCACCCCUUUGAUGUCGGCGACCGGGUCACCGUCUACGGCAACACCGGCUCUAUGAUGAAAGGCGACGACUACUACGUCCUUGAAGUCUCACUUCUGUACACCGAGUUCAAGAAGAUGGAGGGCCACGUAGUGCAGGCACCCAACUCGGUGCUGAACACGCUUUUCAUCCUGAAUCAAAGGCGUAGCCAGGGACUAGCCGACCCUAUCAACCUGAAGCUCCGCUUCGGCACGUCAGAAGCACAAAUCGAAGAGCUGAAGGCCCGGAUGCUCGAGUUCUGCCUCCAAAAUAAGAGAGACUACGCACCGCGCAUCAUCUCUGAGGUGCAGACCAUCGACGAGGUUAGCAGCAUCACCAUGAACAUCAUCUUCUUUCACAAGAGCAACUAUCAGAACGAGCUGCUCCGCCUCAACAGGCACAACAAGUUUGCCGUUGAGCUCAUGCGGCAAAUGCACGACAUGGGCCUCGAGACACCCCGGCUCGUCCAGCCGGGCGGCAUGCGCGAUAUGCCGCUGUAUUGGACCCAGGUCCAGCCGCCGCCUGUGUACCAGAGCACUGCCCAGGAUGCGUAUCCGCCAAUUUCAGGUUCAGCGGUGCGCAGGAGAACUACCAGCAGGGCGGCGGCGGUGGAGGCUGGCAUGGACUUUCAAGAUGUCUAUCACAACCGGAGGAGGGAUAACAGCAUAAGUCAGCUGGGCUCGAUCAGGCAGUCACCCAGAGAAGAAGAGGAAGGGACUCGUGCCAGCUUGGACGAGCAGAUGGGCAUGUCAGAGAAGAGACAGAGCCUGGACAGCCCGUCGACACCGCGGCAGAUGUGGAGGUCGGUGAGUAGGUCGAAUAACCGUGGGUCGUUGAGCCAAGCUGUGUGA
This is a messenger RNA of Parathielavia appendiculata, 2493 nucleotides long. RefSeq lists its product as uncharacterized. The transcript has 4 exons. Gene Ontology annotation, cellular component: membrane. Lineage: Eukaryota; Fungi; Ascomycota; Sordariomycetes; Sordariales; Chaetomiaceae. Gene Ontology annotation, molecular function: calcium channel activity; calcium ion binding. The record is from RefSeq and is a predicted model, not a curated record. Gene Ontology annotation, biological process: calcium ion transmembrane transport; intracellular calcium ion homeostasis. Bases 1 to 2493 code for a protein of 830 amino acids.